This is a messenger RNA of Mixia osmundae IAM 14324, 2910 nucleotides long. RefSeq lists its product as uncharacterized. The transcript has 3 exons. The coding region runs from base 333 to 2651 and encodes 772 amino acids. Lineage: Eukaryota; Fungi; Basidiomycota; Mixiomycetes; Mixiales; Mixiaceae. Gene Ontology annotation, molecular function: metal ion binding. The record is from RefSeq and is a predicted model, not a curated record.
GCUCGCCGGUCGGUGGCUGCAGUCGAAGCUCGAGACGAAUUUCGUGCUGCCAUCUCGCCAAGUCUCUGUCGGUCUGCCGGUUGGCUUGCACCAAGUGAUCGCGUAGCUUUGGGUUGCAGACAGAGGAGCAGCAUUCGUCAGCGGGCAGCUUCAAAGUCCGGUCCUUCGGCGUUGCUUUACAAACUUUUUGCUGGCUCCAAUUCUGAGCAGACGACGACUUGACGGUCUACUCGCUGCAAAAGUAUACUUUCCUCUGAGCCCCAGCAGAGCUUGUCGUCCGGAGAGCGUAAUCCUCCGACACCACUCGUCAGAGUCGGAACAGUCAGUCCGAUAUGGUGUCCGCACCUGACGCACAGACGGCCAGUCCUACCGUCUCGGUUGCGCAGCUCAAGCAGGCCAACAAGGACCAGCACGCAAGCCCCGUCGUUGCGCCUUCACAGAGCCCCGCGGGCAAUGGCAAGCCAACCCCGUCGUCUCCAGAGACCUUGAAUGGUCAUCAGGCGACGGAUGACGCUGCAGUCAAAGAGCAAGUCAAUCCGGACCCGCUCAAUCCCAACUUGCCUCCCGCCGAAGUAGCAAAGACGAUACCCUGUCGCUUCUUCCCUCUCGGCAAGUGCAAGUACGGCGAUGCUUGUGCUUUUGCGCACGUCAUCACCGAGGAAGCGCUCGCUCAGGCAGAGGCACACAAGCGGGCCUCCGAAGUCAUUCAGGGCGCACAGCAGAACGGUCAGAUGGUGCAGCAUCAGCCCAUGCCCAUCUUCAAUCCUUCAGCUUCGGUCCAUCCGACCAUGAUGAACGGCGCCCAGUCGUCGAAUGGCAUGCCCGUCUUUGAUCCCAACAUGAUCUACUACGCUUCACCGCCGCUCAACCAUCACGGGCAAGAUGGCCCGUCGCACCCGUCCCAACAAGAUUACUAUGCGAGUCAUUAUGCUCCGCCGGCACACUACUAUUACGGUCCGCCUCCCUCGAGCCAAGGUCAGCAUGCAUAUCCGGGUUAUCCCAUGUUUGCGCCGCCUCAGAUGUACGCCCAUGAUCCAAAUGGCAACAUGGCACCUCAGCACUACGCUGCUCAAUUCAGUGCCCUGCCGUCCGCAGUGCCGACGAACGCGAGUCAGCCAUCGCCUGCUGCAACGGCUGCACCCCUCAGUGACUCUCUACGAUCGACGUCUACAUCGCCUCUUCCUAAUGGCCAUAGUCUACCUGCUCGUCCUAGCAGCACUGCCUCGACCAAAGAUGCUGGCGAACGGACGACGGCAGAUGCUUCACAGGCUACAACCGAGAGUAGCCAGGCGGGCGGCGACAGCACCGUUGCUACUUCACCUGCCACGACCAAUGGUCACUUUGCGCCGCCCGCGAUGAACCACGUUCAAUACGGCUACGGCCCACCGCAAGCAUACUAUGCUAACGGCUUGCCUGCUUCUUCCGAGGCUUAUGACGCUUCCCGAGAAGCCCAGCGACACGAACGUUCCCAUUCGGCGCAAUCGUAUAAGCAGAACGGCUCGUACGGUCAGCAGAGUCAAUACACAGGCUCUGCGCGAUCGGGCAGCGUUCCUUCGCAUUCUCGUCAGCAAUCUGGCCCCGGUCUCCAUGCCCCUGCUCCAGGCGUCCACAGUCGUCGGCCAGGCAAUCUCGGCAGCAUGCCUCCCACUGUGGCGGGCCCAGGCCCUGCUGCUGCUCAUACGCAACUGAAGCCAUUUCGCACCGGCAAAUUUGCAGGUGCCGACCCAAGCUUCAAAUCCUCUCGCCCUUGCACCUUCUGGGGCGACAACCGUUGUCGCAAUGGCGAUGAAUGUCCAUUUGGCCAUCCGCUCGCAGAUGGUUCAGGCGAUGCUCGUCAGCUCCAUCGCGACCUUUGCGGCGUCGAUGGCACGACAUUGAGCGAGCUACUCGUUCGCGAGAAGGACAGAGGGAGCUUCGCCCGUCGGGGCGGCUACGCCGGAUCUGCAAACGGCCGCUUCGCGCCGAAUGCGGCUGCACAGACGGCGGCCUUCCCAAAGUAUAACAAUGGAGCGUCGCAUCGACCUGAUGAAGUCGCUCGCGAAAAGGUUGAGAGAUUGCUCAACUCGACACGCCAAAGCAAUGCACUGAACGGUACACGACGACCUCCGAUGACAAACGGAUCGUCAUCUCAGUCCAAUGGCUUCAGCGGAGCGACUGCCCGAUCCGGAUCGCGCGCACCCUUGAGCCAGCGUGUCCCGAGCGGCGAGCAAGAUUUUCCCGCCUUGCCUGCAACGGCCAUCUCACCUCAGGCGAAAAGUCCGACGCCCAAAGCUGCUCCGCUCCCUGCGGAGAAGCCUAAGGAAACCUCUGAUGAGGCCGCUGCCGAAAGCGCGGCAGCGAAUCACGAUAUACCACAGAAGCCUGUCGAUGCGCCUGUCACUAGUCAGGACGCUUCAGAAGCUGCAGCGUCUGUUGAGACUGGCCCACAGCCAGCGCCAUCGCCUCCUGCAGCUCCUGCCAAGCUUGCUUUCAGCUUCGCUGCGGCUGCUGCUCGUCCCGCGGCUGCGCAACCGCCAAAAGUGAAGGUCAAGUCAAGCAGCAACGAGAGCAAGACUGCGACCAAUGUCGUCGAGCAGAAAUCUGCCGUCGCAGAGCCAGCUAUCUCGCCAUCACGCUCAGCUGCAGCCUUGCCUGCCACAGUCAAAGCUUGAACGUACGUGCUGUGCGGCUAAUGUCGAUACGCUGCAAUACGCUUCCCAGCAUUCAGUCCUUUGCCUCUCUACCUGCACGCAUCUUCUUCUGGCAUCGAUCGGGCGCUCUUCCUGCCAAGCGCGCCUUUCCCUGGCGUCUAUAGUUUUUCCAAGAUUCGCACAAAACUCGGCAGAGCUGAGCUCUGCAUUCGCUGCCCUUUAGGAUAAGGUCUGUAGGAUGUACAUAGCAGUGUCCGUUGCAUCAUCUGUCGUGAAAUCU